AUGGCAAGUCUCUCUAUGAUCACCCCCGUCGACAACUUGUCACCAGACGUCGCCCAAGAACUAGGCCUACUGGGUUGCGUCCCCGCAUUGUCCUGUGUUUCCGAUCCCAGAUUCUCCUACUAUCUCUACGCCCCGUCGACCUACCACCGCCAAACGACGGCACCACCUCGCGUGCUCGUCCUCAUCCACCACAGCCUCCGCAACGCCUACGCCCUCCGCGAAGCCUUCCGGGCGUUCGCCUUAGACCACAACCUCUUCCUACUCUGCCCGCUCUUCCCCAUCGGCUUCCUCGACCCCGGCGACACAGACAACUACAAGAAUCUCCACUACCGCGGCGUUCACUACGACCGCGUGCUCCUGUCCAUGGUCGAUGAGGUCCAAGCCCGCUACCCCAAGAUCCCCGCCGACACCACAUUCGGCCUGUACGGCUUCAGCGGCGGUGCACAGUUCGUCCAUCGCUUCGCCUACCUGCAUGCGGAGCGCCUGUGGGGCCUGGUCGUCGCCGCACCAGGCGCGCAAACCCCGUGGGACCACACCCGCGACUAUCCCGCCGGCGUGAGGGAUCUGCAAACUGUGUUUCCCGGGACCGCAGACGGGUGGGAGGGGCCUUUGAGGCUGCUCCCCACGGCGUUCAUGUGUGGGGCGCAGGACACGGAUGUGAGCUGGGCGAGGCUGAGAGGACGUGAAACGCCCGCGGAGGGGGGACGGCUCGCGGCCGCGAGGCGGUUGCGGGAGGAUUGGGUUAAGCAGGGGGCCUUGCGGACGAGGUUCGUUGCUGUUGAGGGGGCGGCGCAUGAGGAGAGUAAGAUUUUGGAGUGCGUGCAGGGGUUUUUUGAUGAGGUGCUGGCGGAGGGGCAGGGGCAGGAGGGGAAGGAGCAGCAGGAGGGGAAGGAGUUAACUACUCGGGCAAAGACGACGACGACGCAACAGCAGCAGCAGCAUUCUUACACUGCCCAUGUUAAUCCAACUCCGAAGUUGGAUGCCCAUGGCGUGAGCAUCGUUGUUGGGUAG
This is a messenger RNA of Zasmidium cellare ATCC 36951, 1011 nucleotides long. RefSeq lists its product as uncharacterized. The coding region runs from base 1 to 1011 and encodes 336 amino acids. The transcript has a single exon. The record is from RefSeq and is a predicted model, not a curated record. NCBI's taxonomy places the organism in Eukaryota, Fungi, Ascomycota, Dothideomycetes, Mycosphaerellales, Mycosphaerellaceae.